This is a messenger RNA of Physcomitrium patens, 3541 nucleotides long. RefSeq lists its product as uncharacterized. NCBI's taxonomy places the organism in Eukaryota, Viridiplantae, Streptophyta, Bryopsida, Funariales, Funariaceae. Gene Ontology annotation, biological process: 'de novo' cotranslational protein folding; regulation of translational fidelity. The record is from RefSeq and is a predicted model, not a curated record. Gene Ontology annotation, cellular component: cytosol. Gene Ontology annotation, molecular function: ribosome binding; Hsp70 protein binding.
CGAGGGGAUUGCGCGUGUCCGCAUUAGGGUUUGUCGAUGGUGCAGGGGUUUGGGGGUGGCCGUCGCAGCUUGUGUUACUGCGCGGUGUUCAGGGGCGGAGGCACAUUUCUUUGUGGGAGCACUGCGUCGAAGGAGAGAUCGACCAAUACGUGGCUUGGCACUGUCGGAGGUUGCGGAGUUUUAGUUCGUCGUACGGUUCACAGUGGUUGCUGCAUUAGGGUAUGCGUUAGGGUAUGUAUUAGGUUUUGAGGGGCUUGCGUAUUGCGUUGCGUGGCUUUCGGUGUUCCCACGCGUAUCCUGAUUGUUGAGAUACCUCACUUCCCCCUUAGUCUUCAGUGUGGGAUAGCCUCAAACCAUUGAUUUAGUGCCCCCCUGUAACCGUUUUAGUUUAUUUCUCCUCUAGGUGUCCUGUCGGGCUGUAGUGUCAAGCCCCCGUGGUUUGAGGAGCAUUAGCGUUGUGUGGAAGGUUAUUACAUGCCUGCACGACUGAUUCGUUUCCUGUGCCGGAGAGAGGGUCCAGUCUGACUUGAAUGGAAGUCGCGAAGUGCCAUUUGGUGGAGAGCACUUGAGCCGCUCGAGUUUUUGUUGUAUUCUUCAACGCCUGGUGCAUGUGUAUUUGAGAAGCGGCGCUGUACGAGUCGCGGUGGAUUAUUUGCGGACAAUCUGAACGAUGAGAUCGGAUGUAGUAGGAUCCAGUUGAUUGACAAUUAACAUACUCAACCUCGCGCGCAUAUUCUAAGAGGGUUACAAUCAGUGAAGAUGCCGGGUCUAGAGGACCGGCUGUAUCUCACUUAUUUUCCUGCUGAUAUUCCAGAGGUUUUACCUGAAUACGUUGCUUCGAAUAGCAAAUGCUUUCCUCGGUUGGGCCUGGAACCUGCAGGGAUAUGCUUCCAUGAGGCAGCAAAGCGUGCUCGUGGUGUGACUAGGGACCCUGUGGAGGCUGAGGCGGUGCCCGAGAAGAAGGAGAAGGGUGGGGAGUCUCCCUCCGUAGAUUCUUAUCAAUUCAAGGGUAAGAAGAAGUCUGGUGACGGGGCAGAGACUCAGGACCAUUAUGCCCUAAUAGGUUUGAGCCACCUGAGAUUUCUAGCCACAGAAGACCAGAUUAGGAAGAGCUACAGAGAGACUGCUUUGAAAUAUCACCCCGACAAACAAGCUGCUCUGCUGUUGGCGGAAGGCACAGAGGAGAAGAAAGAGAUCAAAAAGGAGGAGAUCGAUCGGCACUUCAAGGCGAUACAAUUUGCAUACGAGGUCCUUAUAGACCCCGUGAAGCGACGAGCCUACGAUUCUAUUGACGAGUUUGAUGACGAAAUUCCUAGUGAUUGUGCUCCUGGAGAGUUUUUCAAGGUAUUCGGACCCGUGUUUGCUCGGAAUGGUCGGUGGUCUACGGUCCAGCCGAUUCCCUCCCUAGGCGACAAUGACACUGAUAUUGGCACCGUAGAUAGUUUCUACGAUUUCUGGUGGAGCUUCAAGAGUUGGAGAGAGUUCCCUCAUGCCGAUGAAUUCGAUUUGGAGCAAGCAGAGAGUCGCGAGCACAAGAGGUGGAUGGAGAGGCAGAACGCCAAGUUCCGAGAGAAGGCGAAGAAAGAGGAAUAUGCUCGCAUUAGGUUGAUGACCGAGAAUGCAUAUAAGAAGGACCCCCGGAUUGCACGGAGGAAGGAGGAGGAGAAGGCCGAGAAACUGCGAAAGAAACAGGCGAAGUUUCAGGCGAAGCGUGAGAAGGAAGAGGAGGCAGCUCGAGCCCUAGAGGAAGAGAGGCUGCGGAAAGAGGAGGAAGAUAGAAAAGCUGCGGAGGAAGCUUCAGCUCAGAAGAAGUUGAAGGAGAAGGAGAAGAAGCUUUUAAGAAAGGAGAAAGCUAGGUUACGGGCCGUGGCAGCAGCCGUGGUAGCGAAGAAGGAGAGCGGGGUUUCCGAAGACGACGUGGAGAACUUUUGCACUUCGUUGGAGAUUUCUCUUUUGAGAGGGCUGUGCGAAAAGUUGGAGGGCAUGAAAGAGGUGAACGAACAGACUGAAUACUUAAGAAAUGUGAUGAGCGGAGCAGAGGUCAUCGUUUCGUCGGAUUCAGCUGCCGCUGGGACUCCCAUUCGACUGAAUUCGAGCCCAGUUAUUUCCGUUGUGGAUGCAGCUACACCAACUGUGAACGAUAAGAUUGCCUCGGAUGUAGUUGCAGAGAAGGGCAAGCAAACUACCAGACCUGUUGUUGAAGAAAGACCCUGGUCGAAGCAAGAAGUAGACCUGUUGAGGAAAGCUGUACAGAAGUUUCCGAAGGGAACUUCGCAGCGCUGGGAAGUUGUUUCAAAUUACAUCGGCACAAAUCGAUCUGUGGAAGAAAUUCUGAGAGGCGUGAAGACCGUACUUUUACAGAAGCCAGACUCUUCAAAAGUUUUCGACUCGUUCUUGCAGAAAAGGAAGGUAAAAAAUGUGGUGAUAGAUUCACCUCUUUCGACGAGGGAGGACGGAGUUAGCGGUGAGUUGAGUAGUACGAAGGUAGUUGACAACGGUACAGUUAACACAGAGAAAAAACAGGAAAGCGGUGCUAAGCAGACAAUGUCAGCAGGUCAGUCCGCGAUCGAGAAGAGUAGUCAGAACGGAGGACAGCCGAAAGGAGAUUCUCUGAAGCCUGCUCAAAGCAACGGAGCAGUUGCAAAUGGAGCCGCUACGGAAGGAGAGGGAUGGUCGGAGGGUCAAGAAGUGGCACUGGUGAAGGCCAUUAAGGCAUUUCCAAAGGAUACCGCCAACAGAUGGGACAGAAUCGCAACCGCCGUUCCCGGAAAGAGCAAGGCCCAGUGCUUCAAGAAAUUUGCGGAGUUGAGGGACAGCUUCAGGAGCACUAAGAAGGCGGAUUGAUGAUGCACGCUGAUAGUAAUAUGGUGCGCUGCACCCCCAUGAGCUAUAGAGGGCUUCUCGUAGAGUGAUUUUUUCGAACAUUUGAAAGGAUCCGUAGCGGCCACAUCAAUGAAGACGAAUAGACCAGGUUGGUGAUGGCUCGCUGUGCAAUCAUUUUUUUUUAUAGAUUUUUAGCUUAGAUUAUACGAUGGAAACGGUCAUACUCUUGAAAGGAAGAGGAUAUACUCGCCUCUAGUAGUAAUGGGUGGGUAAACUAAAUGUAGUGGAUGUUGUGAACCGGAGCAGUGGAUUGAAAUAUGAUGAUUUUGUUAGGUGGCAGAUUAACUUCCAUUUGAUCCGGAUCGAAUUGCCGAGAGCUUACUGAAGUAGUGGUCAUGAGAUAUAUUCUAUCCACAUAAUACGACAUCAGACCCUAGCCUAGGUGAAAUGGGCAGGUUGAUUUAUGUUAUGAGAUUCGAUGUCAGACUGACUUUUAUGUGCAUCAUAACAUUUAAGUGCAUCAUUGUCGAGAUCAUACCUGGUUUAUUGGUGAACUUAAAAGAACAGGGACUUAGUGUAGCAUUACAGCGUUCAGCUUUGAGGGCAUGGGUAUUCCGGAGGAGGUCGAUUAGGGAUUUUGAGAUUCGAGAAUGGAUAUGCUAGCGAAGAGAACUGAUAGGCCUAUGUACAGUGGUUCGUGAAUUAGUUACCUUUUAUA